This is a messenger RNA of Klebsormidium nitens, 579 nucleotides long. Lineage: Eukaryota; Viridiplantae; Streptophyta; Klebsormidiophyceae; Klebsormidiales; Klebsormidiaceae. The record is from the annotation of a GenBank genome assembly.
AUGGAGCUGGCUCAGAUUCCAUUUGCCAUCCGGGACUUCUUCUUCUCAUAUGGACUGCUGGGAAAAAUCGCUCUCUAUGUGCCGCUUCUGACGAGCAUUGUCGGGGCCAGUCUCUCCCUUAUUGCGCCCCCGUACGUUCAGUUCCUUUCAGGAAUUCUCGACGAGCUUCUCGAGGAGCCAUUGCUGCGGAACGCCCUCAAUCUCCUUCUUGCGGCUAUCGAGCUUCCCCUUUUUGCCGCUCUCUUCUUCAUCUGCGGUGUCACGAAGCUGAUCCGCGCCGCCGUCCGGCCGCUCGUUCCGUCAAUGACGAGAUUCGCUUUCCCCUAUCAUGGAGGGAAUGCGCUGGGAGCACAUCUACAAACAGGGCCACUGAAGUUCAAGUUGGAUACUAUCGCUUGGUGCUUGAUCACUGACGUCAUCAUGGUCUGCUUCUUCAUCCUCUUUUGGAGGUCUUUUGGGCCGCUUUGGCUCCUUUACCAGCUUUCUAGUAGUCUCUCGGUCUUCGUCCUCCUGAGAAUGGGGUCCAUGGUCGAGGAUUUCGUCUUCACCGACUCUGAGGCGAGAUGCGGCAGCGGAUGA